AUGAUUGCUAUAAAAGAUGUUGUUGCUUGGACCACAAUGAUCAAUGCAAAUGCGAUGCACGGGAAUGGAAAAGAAGCACUCUUUCUCUUUGAGAAGAUGCUACUAUCAAUGGUCAAGCCCGAUUCUGUUACUUUUAUUUGUGUUCUAUCUAGCUGUAGCCAUUCAAGGCUGGUAGAGGAAGGAGUCCAGAUAUUCAAUUCAAUGAGUAAGGAUCAUCUUGUUGAACCUAAUGCUAUACAUUAUUCAUGUGUGGUCGAUAUCUAUAGCCGUGCUGGUCGCCUCAAUGAAGCAUAUGAGUUUAUACAAAGAAUGCCUAUGGGACCAACUGCUGGUGCUUGGAAAUCACUCCUUGCUGGUUGUAGGGUUUAUAAGAAUGUGGAGUUGGCAAAAAUUUCAGCUAAGAAACUAUUUGAGAUUGAGCCAAGCAGGUCUAGAGACUAUGUUGCUUUAUGCAACAUUCUUGUUACUGCCAAAUUAUGGAGUGAAGCUUCAAAAAUCAGAAUGUUUAUGAAAGAGAGUGGAAUUACAAAAACUCCAGGAUGUAGUUGGCUUCAUGUGGGAAAUAGAGUUCACAACUUUGUUGCUGGAGACAAAAGUAAUAUGGAGAAUGAUAAAAUCUAG
Messenger RNA from Medicago truncatula (barrel medic), 621 nucleotides. RefSeq names its product pentatricopeptide repeat-containing protein At5g40410, mitochondrial. Gene Ontology annotation, molecular function: RNA binding; protein binding. Gene Ontology annotation, biological process: RNA modification. Lineage: Eukaryota; Viridiplantae; Streptophyta; Magnoliopsida; Fabales; Fabaceae. The coding region runs from base 1 to 621 and encodes 206 amino acids. The transcript has a single exon. The record is from RefSeq and is a predicted model, not a curated record.